Molecule: messenger RNA, 5453 nt
Organism: Labrus bergylta (ballan wrasse)
Lineage: Eukaryota; Metazoa; Chordata; Actinopteri; Labriformes; Labridae
Gene: arhgap22b
Product: Rho GTPase activating protein 22b
Biological process (GO): activation of GTPase activity; signal transduction
Cellular component (GO): focal adhesion
Molecular function (GO): GTPase activator activity
Source: RefSeq, a predicted model, not a curated record
GAGAGAGAGAGGCAGAGGGAGAGAGACAGAGAGGGUGGGGUGCUUUGGAUGUACAUGAACAUGCCGAGAGGAGAGUGUGUGGACGAGCGAUGACAGCCAUGCUGAGCCCAAAGAUCAGACAGACCAGGAGAGCCAGGUCCAAGAGCAUGGUGAUGGGUGAGGUGUCGCGGGGCUCCUGCCGUCCGGCCUCCCCCAGCCUGCAGGAGGGGGCUCUGAAGGCUGGCUGGCUGAAGAAGCAGCGAAGCAUCAUGAAGAACUGGCAGCUCCGCUGGUUUGUGCUGCGCUCGGAUCAGCUGUUUUUCUACAAAGACGAAGAGGAAACCAAACCACAGGGCUGUAUACCUCUGCAGGGAUGCCAGGUCAACGAGCUCACAGCUAAUCCAGAUGAACCAGGGAGACACCUCUUUGAGAUUGUACCAGGUGGAACAGGAGACAAGGACCGAGCACCGAUCAGCCAUGAAUCUUUCCUGCUCAUGGCAAAUUCCCAGACAGACAUGGAUGACUGGGUCAAGGCCAUACGGCGGGUCAUCUGGGCGCCGUUUGGAGGAGGGAUAUUUGGUCAGCGUUUGGAGGACACAGUUCAGUAUGAGAGGAAGUUUGGCCCUCGGCUGGCCCCCUUGCUGGUGGAGCAGUGUGUGGACUUCAUCAGGGAGAGGGGUUUGGACGAGGAGGGUCUCUUUCGAAUGCCAGGACAGGCCAACCUGGUCAAAGAGCUGCAGGAGUCCUUCGACUGCGGCGACAAGCCUUUGUUUGACAGUAAUACUGAAGUCCACACGGUGGCAUCCUUGCUAAAGCUGUACCUGCGGGAGCUGCCUGAACCAGUCAUUCCUUUCUCCAAAUAUGAAGACUUUCUAACCUGUGCACAGCUUUUGGCCAAAGAUGAGGAGGAGGGGGUCCAGGAGCUGGGAAGGCAAGUUAGCACUCUACCUCUACCUAACUACAAUCUCCUCAAGUACAUAUGCAAAUUCCUCGAUGAGGUCCAGUCCCACUGUAAUGAGAACAAGAUGGGUGUCCAGAACCUCGCCACAGUAUUUGGACCAAAUAUCCUUCGACCCAAGAUGGAGGACCCAGUAACUAUCAUGGAAGGCACCUCUUUAGUCCAGCACCUGAUGACAAUCCUCAUCAGGGAACACAUGCGGUUAUACUCAGGCCGGGACCAGGAGGGAACCACAUUAACCGAAACAGAGCUCCCUGUUCAGGGGCAUCAGCUCCAGCAUCGCAGCCUGGGAGCCUGGAUCUCAGAGGAAGACCUCCAGAGCUGCCCGAUUUCCAACCCUGACCAAGAAAUGCACAGCAGCGCCUCAUCGCUGGAUGCCAAAUUGUGUGCAGCCGUCACUCCCACCCAGACCCCUAACCUUAACCCUGGACCAAAACUGGGAUCUUCAUCUGGGAAAGGAGAGACGGUGGUCAGCCCGAGUAAACAAGCCAAGACCAUUCCUUCCUGGAAAUACUCCUUUAAAAGCUCCUCCGCGCCGCGUUCACAGCCGCAAGCCAAGCAAAGCAGCAGUGGCGGCUCAGUGGCUGAUGUUACUAGUGUAUCUUCUGGUGGUGGAGGGGGAGGAGGUGGAGGUGGUAGUGGAGGUGGCGGGAACUGGCUCAUGAAUGGUCUGUCUUCCUUAAGGGGGCACAGACGCACAUCCUCAGGCGAGCGCUCUGCUCGUGAUCGAGACUCCACAGGGUCCACACAGAGACUGUCCACCUACGACAAUGUCACCUCUUCCUCCAGUAUGGGCAGCGUUCCAAGCGUAUCCAGCACACCUUGGUCUACUUCCUCCUGCGAAAUAUCCGUCCCUGACUCGGGAAGUGAGCCCUCUGCCAACCAGAACUGUGGAGUCGUUGGUGAAGCCGGGGAAAAGAGCGAGUGGAUGGAGAGCCAGAGGGAAAUGGACAGAGGAAGGGAUGGAGGAAUGACAACAGACCCGAGCUCUGAGCAGGACAGUUGCGAGGCCAUGGAGCUGUGCAGUAGCAGCGCAGCUUGCAGUGAAAACGGGAACACGGCGAUGGCAACUGGGGUGCCGUCCAUUAUCAUGUCGGAAGACGGAGACGGGACAAAUCUGACACUGAGUGGCCUGGUGGAAGGACUGAAUGAAGAGUUGAGCAAACAGAAGACUGCAUACGAAUCCAGGAUCCUAAAACUGGAGGAGUCGAGCGCUGCUCUGUGCGCACAGAUGGAGCGUUUGGAACAAGAGAUGGAGCAGGAAAAGAAGAAGCAACGCAUGCUGGAGAUCAAGCUACGAAACUCCGAGCGGGCACGGGAGGACGCAGAGAACCGCAACCGGCUUCUGGAGAAAGAGAUGGAGGAUUUCUUCUCCACACUGGGAGAUCUGGCAUUGGGAGCGAGGACUAGUGAUAUUUGACACGGCAGGGCCGCUCAUCUCUCUCUGGCCAAGACUGCCAGCUUUUUUAUAUUUUUGGUCUGUGUCUUUUAAGGGCUUACGUCCUCCUCGGUGCAUCAGGGCGUUCCUUCAAAAGAAGAAAACUGAAGGAACUGGACAAGUUUGUGCACAUUCAGGACAAACUGGAAGGAAAUUCCGAAGGAUGAAAAAAAUAUGAAGCUGUGACUGACUGUGUGGUCCUUGUCAGAAUGUUUAUGUAGAACAGUGUUUGACUGCGCAUGCUUGAAAUGGAGCAUUUUGAUUGAAAGAAAGCGCUCCUGAUCACACUCCUUGAUGCGUCCAGGGUUUGUCUCAUGAAGGCAGUCUUUCACGGUUCAGGUGCCUGUAUGUGAAUAAUUAAAACAUAAUGUUCUUUCUAUGACAUUCUCUGUACUGGAGAGCACUGACUUCCUUAACCACUACUCAACCAAAACAUGAAUCCUUACUGAAACUGCAAAAUCCAUCAGAGACAUGAAUGUUGAAUGCCAACAGCUAACUGACAUCUAGCUGCAAUGAAUUUGCUACAUUUAGCAAAAUACUCUUGUCAUCUUGCAGCGUGUUAGGUUUAAGGCUUGAUACCUCUCUCAUAACGACAGCCAGCAGCUAGUUAGCCUAGCUUAAGAAGUCAGAACACAAAGGGAAAACGCAAGCUCAGCACUGGCCAAAACCUGUAAAGCUACACUAACGUAUCUUGUCAUCGUUUAAACAAUUUGUAGAACUACAAGCGCUGGUUUUAUAGUAGGUCUCCUCUUCAUCUCGAGCUUGGCUAACCAAGCCUCUAUAUUAAGCAGAUUUCAUUUUUAUUUUCGCUUCAGACAGCACUCGACUCUUUCCAGCUUCCCACUGUUAUUAACCAUUAUGUUAAGCUAAGCUACAGCUAACAGUUAAGCCGAGCGUACACUGUACAAUUUCAAAGUGAUUUCAACUAAAUUUUUGAGUCGUACGACUAAUAUUUAAGUUGGCUUCUGUACACUGAGGUAACCGGCGAUCACGGCCAGAUCAGCUGCUCCCGACUGGUCGGGUUAUUUUUUUCUGGCGUUGUGUGAUAUUUUGUGUUGUACGGCUGCACACACUCGCGCAGUAAGAGCAGAGCCACGGGCUGAUUCCCAGAAUUUGGGACUUUUUUAACCUUAACCUGAACCAAACUGACAGCGUCCAAAAUCACCAUGGUAACAGCAGGCAUGCCUGUUUAAUGUGUCUUUUUCAUAUCAUAUCGUAUCUUUUUAGUGUGCGUGUGUGUGAGAGACAGAGAGGGGGAGUCACUGCAUUUUUGCUGGUGAAAAAAUGAAUUUAAUGUCAAUAUCUUGGAAUUUUCUUUUGUUAAUUGCAAAUUCUCAUUCUGAUUUCACUUGUACAGUGUGAGCUCUCAGGUCGUGUCCAACAAUCUGGUCGAACAGUGUGAGCGCAUGAAUCCUGAGCAUCGGUCGUGCAUCGUAAACGAGUCAGUCGUACAGUGUGAGCUGACAUUCCACACUGACUUUUAUACAGUCGUACAGUGUACGCCGGACUUCAGGUAUCUGCUGAGACAAGUUUCAUCUAAUCUUUCUCUAAGCAAGAAAUCAAAUUCAUGCAUUCUCCAAAAUGUCACACUACACCUUCAACUUUUCUUCUGGAUAUUCAACUGUAGACUUGUAGAAUAUAACCCAAAGCCAGGUUUAGAAAAGUUGAUUUUACUAGAUAUUUCUUUUGGAGCUAAACCGAAGCAGUAAAAUGUCAAACCUCUGCAACAGCUGCCUCUGUACUUCCUCUGUCCUCAGGCCUUUCCAGUGCCUCUGUAGACACCAUCUACAUGGUUUCCACAUCCUUUUGAUGUCAAAGCUUCAGUGUUCGGUUCACCUCGACCCUCACAGAUGUCAGUAUACCUUUAAUGUACAGAUAAAUACAACAGGGACAAUGAAAACAACAGUUUAAGCAUUUUUCAACAUGCUGCCAAGGACAAAAGGACAUGUGGCUGAAAAGGUGAAGGCCAUGUACUGUACACAGUAAAUACCAAAGCUGGACCGCCUCAGCUGUUCGCUCUAUAAAGACGAGAAUGACCUGCCUGGAAGCCAUGUUGAUUUUGGCACAUGAAGCUGAACACUGCCCUCACAGAAACAAUGGAAUUUCCUGGUUGUGCCUUCAGGGAAAUGUUUUUGGAUUGGAAAAUGUAGUGUUGCUCGCCUGUCAAGAAAUGUGGUGCAUUUAUUCUCUCAUUGUACACGCAGUGGCUUCAUUGUUUAUUUGUUUUGUUAUUUUUUAAGUAUGGCAACGGACUGCUGAAGAGAAGCAACUUGAAGGUGCCAAUUAUUGUGAAAGUGAAUAGUGCAUUGAAUGGAAAAUGUUGAAUUCAGAAUGUAUCCUCGUGAAUGUAACGUGUUGUUGAAACCAGCCCAAUGAAAAAAAAUGUAAACUACCAGAGGGAGGGAAAAAGAUGAAAACCACUAUUCAUAUCCAGUUCAGCACCCAAACACCCUUACUUUGCCUUCUGCCUUUGGCUACAACUGAACAUUGUUCAGUUGUAGCCAACCUAUAUUAUGGGAUGUAUCACACAGGCCUAUAUCACAUCAGAUAGACAUGCAGAGCUUAGUGGAUCUGUCAAUUGAAUGUUUAACAUUUAAAUCUGAAGUCCUUGUACUAAGAGUUUAUACUUCUCUUUUUGUGAAAAUUGCAUGAGGUUAGAUUGUGGAAAAAGGCCUUGAUCAUGCAGAGGGAUGUCCACAGGGUUUAAAUGACACUUCUUAAAGGGCCAGACACACAGUAUAAUACAAGAUACGGUUUACUUGGACAAUGGGAUUUUUAUUUCUUUUGUAUGUUUUUUUUUUUUUUUACACAGGUUUACAAGACGGCCUUUUAAGGCUUUUGAGUUAGCUUCAAGAACUACCACGACUACACUCCACAGUUUCAUGGUCUUAAUUUCCUGCAGGUUAGCUGCCGACAGCUAACUGAUCUCUGUCAGGCAUUUAUUUCCCUUCAUGGAUGUCACAUGACGAAGGCUUGAUGUUUGUUAGUGCUCUGCUGAUCAUCUAUGGUGCUUAUUUAUUAUGGAUUUCCACUAUUGUAAUGGAUGGACUUGUAUGGGAAUAAACAUGACAAAGAUCA